AUGACAGAGUGUGGCAAGACAGGGUCGGUGCUGGGAUGGAGCCAGGGCAAUGCUGGGGUCCAGGGCGUUGGGCUGGCGCCUUGGAGGACUCGCAUGGCUGGGAGGGAGGAGCCGUCCAAGCAGGGCCAGCCUGGGCAGACAGGGGUCACCUUUCUCCCACCUGAGAACCGUCCUCCGCGGCCCGGUGCUCCCCUGCGCACCGUCGGCCCCUCCGCUUGGUGCAGCCCGACUCUCGUGUGGAGAGCUGACAGCCGGGUCGCCCUGCUGGGGGCGGAGGGUGCUGAAAACCAUGCAUGGGCACUGGGGCUGAGUCCCUCGGGAGGGCCCUCGAAGCCCGAGGGAUCCCCGACGGCUGCCCGCGACCCCACGGCCAUGUCAGCCCUGCUGGCCACUCCCCUGGCCGGAUCACGGGGCCAUCACCGCCAGAGGCUGCUGCAGCUGGGCGGCAGCGUGAAGCUCCACUGCGUCCGGGCGCUGCCUGCGGCUCCCGCUGACCUCAAGGGGCUGCUCCGUCCACAGUCUGCUGUCGGAGAUGCACAGGGCCUAAACGGGACAGCAUCUCCUGAGGCCAGGGCACAGGCUCUGGGAGGAGCGUGUCCCCCCAUGGCCACCCAGAUGUUCCUGUCGCAUGGCAGGUCCCAGGGGCGGGUCAGGAGGGAGAGGGUCCAGGAGGCUCCAGGCACAGGUCAGGCAGUGGGUGCUGGGGUCACCACCACGAGAGGGACCCAGGAGAGGCAGGCUGGGCGGGAGAGGGAGGGCGCCUGGGACACGCUGGCUUCCUUCCCCACGUCGUGUGGGGUCUCUCAGCCUGGGGAGCCCCCGGUGGACUCCAAAGCCCUGGUGAGCUUCCACUUCCCACGCUGUGGCCCACCAGCCCGGCUCUGCACGGUCCCAGUGCGAACCCCACAAAGCCCAGGUGAUACAUCUGAAGAGCGUCGUGAAAGCUUGGCUGAGCCCACGGGGGUGGAGGAAAGUCGGGAGCGGGCAGCGGGCCGAAACGCCACGCCAGUGACCAGCCCUCUGCCAGGGACCCUGUUGACUGGCGUAUCUCCCCAGAACUGCAUGGUGCCCUUCAACGACAGCAGGGUGUUCCUGGUGACUGUGUACAGCACCGUGUGCAUGCUGGGCCUGCCAGCCAACUGCCUGACGGCCUGGCUGACGCUGCUGCAGGUGCGCCAGGGCCACGUGCUGGCCGUCUACCUCUUCUGCCUGGCGCUGUGCGAGCUGCUCUACAUCAGCACCCUGCCGCUCUGGGUCGUCUACAUCCAGAACGGGCACCGCUGGCCCCUGGGCCCACGGGCCUGCAAGGUGACCGCCUACGUUUUUUUCUGCAACCUCUACGUCAGCAUCCUCUUCCUGUGCUGCAUCUCCUGCGACCGCUUCCUGGCAGUGGUGUACGCGCUGGAGACACGAGGCCACCGCCACCGGAAGACCGCCAUCCUCGUCUCAGUGUCUGUCUUCGUUCUCGUGGGGCUCGUCCACUACCCGGUGUUUCAGAUGGAGGAGAAGGAAACCUGCUUCGAGACGCUGCCGAUGGACCGCGAGAUUGCCGGGUACUACUACACGCGCUUCGCCGUGGGCUUCGCCGUCCCUCUGUCCAUCAUCGCCUUCACCAACCAGCGCAUCUUCAGGAGCAUCAAGCUGAGCACCAGCUUGAGUGCCGCCCAGAAGGCCAAGGUGAAGCGCCUGGCCAUCGCGGUCGUGACCAUCUUCCUGUUCUGCUUCGCUCCCUACCACCUGGUGCUCCUGGGCAAAGCCAUAGCCUUUUCCUACUACAAAGGAGACACGGGCCCUGUGUGCGCCUUCGAAGUCAACCUGUACACGGUCUCCGUGGUGUUCCUGAGCCUGGCCACGGUGAACAGCGUGGCUGACCCCAUCAUAUAUGUGCUGGCCACGGAAGUUUCACGCCAAGAAGUGUCCAGAAUCCACGGGGCGUGGAAAAAGUGGUCCAUGAAGACAGACGUCGCCAAGCUCACGUAUUCGAAGGAUUCAGAGGAGGCACGAUCGCCCACAUAG
Eubalaena glacialis (North Atlantic right whale) is the source of this 2016-nucleotide messenger RNA. RefSeq names its product G protein-coupled receptor 132 (gene GPR132). Lineage: Eukaryota; Metazoa; Chordata; Mammalia; Artiodactyla; Balaenidae. Bases 1 to 2016 code for a protein of 671 amino acids. Gene Ontology annotation, biological process: negative regulation of G2/M transition of mitotic cell cycle; G1/S transition of mitotic cell cycle; G protein-coupled receptor signaling pathway. The record is from RefSeq and is a predicted model, not a curated record. The transcript has 6 exons. Gene Ontology annotation, molecular function: G protein-coupled receptor activity. Gene Ontology annotation, cellular component: membrane.